This is a messenger RNA of Hydra vulgaris (swiftwater hydra), 3219 nucleotides long. RefSeq names its product insulin-degrading enzyme. Gene Ontology annotation, molecular function: metal ion binding; metalloendopeptidase activity. NCBI's taxonomy places the organism in Eukaryota, Metazoa, Cnidaria, Hydrozoa, Anthoathecata, Hydridae. Gene Ontology annotation, biological process: peptide catabolic process. The record is from RefSeq and is a predicted model, not a curated record. Gene Ontology annotation, cellular component: cytosol; mitochondrion.
AAUUUUUAGUAAUUAUUAUUGUUUUUGUUAUUGGAAGUAACACGCUCAAAGGCCUCUCGACUGUAGUCAUGGUUGUUCUUCACGGUAGUUGGUCACGACGGUUUGUCACGGUGGAUCGUCACGGUAUGUGUAUAGGAGAGGGUUGCGUGUUGGUUUAACAACAACACUAAAAAAAAAAAAAAAUUCUUCAGUACUGACACGAAAUGUUGCUAAAACAAAAUCUUGAUUCAAGUGAUUAUGAAAAUUUAAAUCAGUCUAGUGAAAUUAAUUUUCAUCCUUACAUCAAGCAUAAAGUAUAUGACAUUAAAAAGUCUGAAAAUGACCCAAGAGAUUACUGCUUUCUAGUUCUAGAUAACGAAAUACGAAUAUUACUUGUUAGCGACGAAGCAACCGAGAAAGCAGCCGCAUCAGUAGAUGUUCAUGUUGGUUUUGAGAGUGACCCUGAUGAUGUACCCGGUAUCGCACACUUUUGUGAACACAUGUUGUUUCUUGGGACGCAUAAAUAUCCAAUUGAAAAUGAAUAUUCAAAGUUUCUUUCACAAAAUGGCGGCUAUUCAAAUGCUUAUACAUCAGAUCAGCAUACAAAUUAUUAUUUUGGUGUGAAGUCUGAUCAGCUAGAGGGUGCUUUAGACAGGUUUGCACAAUUUUUUAUCUGUCCACUUUUUACUGAGAGUUCUACUGAAAGAGAGUUAAGUGCUAUUGAUUCUGAGUUUCAAAAAAAUAUUUUUGAUGAUGCGUGCAGAAUCUCAAGUGUUGAUCAAGAAACUUCAAAACCAGGACAUGUUUAUACUAAGUUUGGGUCAGGCAACAUCACUACACUAAAAACGAUCCCUUCAGAAAAAAAUAUUGACAUUAGAGAUCGUUUAAUAAAGUUUUAUGAGUCUCAUUAUUCUGCAAAUAUUAUGACUCUUGUUGUUCUUGGUAAAGAAAGAUUAAAUGAUCUGGAAAAAAUGGUUGUCUCUAAGUUUAAAGAUAUCGCCAACAAAAACAUUAAUAUGUGCUUUAGCUCUGAGCAUCCUUAUAGCAAGGAUCAACUUUCAUUAAGUUUCAAUGUUGCAACAAUAAAGAAUCAUCAUUCGUUACAACUACGGUUUCCUAUGCCUGAUAUGCAUGCUUGGUAUAAGUCAAAGCCAGAAUGCUAUGUUUCACAUUUAAUUGGUCAUGAAGGGAAGGGAAGUUUGUUUUCUCUUUUAAAACGAAAUGGUUGGGUACAAUAUUUGGGAGCCAUGACAAAUAAAAAUUCAAAAGGAUUUCACUUUUUUGUUAUUAAAAUGGCAUUGACAAAUGAUGGUUUAGUUCAUGUGACAGAAAUAAUAACUACAGUAUUUCAAUAUAUCAAUCUUUUAAAAUCAUCCUCUGCUCAUGAAUGGAUAUAUAAUGAACUUCAGAUGGUACAACGUAUUGAAUUCAAAUAUAAAGAGGUAACAUCUCCAAUAAAUUAUGUCACAGUUUUAUCUUCACUAAUGCAGCAUUAUCCACCUGAAGAUAUUUUGUAUGGUUCAUACAUGAUGGAGGAGUUUAGUCUAAAUUUAAUAAAAAUGGUAAUUGAUCUCUUAACUCCUGAUAAGUUAAGGUAUUUUGUGGGAUCACCAAAUUUUAAAGAUGGUAUGUUGUUAAGAACAAACUAUUACAAUGCUGAAUAUAGCUUUAAACAUAUUGAAGCAGCUCAAAUAAAGAAAUGGGAAUCAUGUGGUUUAAAUCCUGAUCUUCACAUGCCAGAUAAAAAUUCAUUUAUGCCAUGCAGCUUGGAAGUUAAAGUUACCAAGAAAGAUGUAAAGAAUGUUCCUCAUAUUUUAAAGGAUACAGAAAUGAUGCGCAUUUGGUACAAAGCAGAUGAUACUUUCCUUUUGCCAAAAGCACUUAUUAGUUUAUCGAUUAAAAGUCCUGUUGCAAAUAAUAAUCCUUUGGAAAGCAAUUUAUUAGCAAUGUUUGUAGAAAUUCUGAAUGAUGAGUUAAAUGAAUUGCUCUAUACUGCUGUGCUUGCUAAACUUUUUUGCAUCAUAACCCAAAGCAUAGACGGAAUUUUUAUUUGUAUCUAUGGUUAUGACAAGCAAUAUUUAUUUCUUUCAAAAAUAUUUGAAAAGUUAAAAGAAUUAAAAAUUAAUGAAGAUAGAUUCAAUGUCAUCAAAGAAUCACAAGAAAAAUGUUUAAGGAACCAUGAAUUAAUUGAACCUUAUCAUCAAGCAUCUUUCUGUACCAUGUAUCUAUUAGAUGAAGCUGUUUGGGAUGUGGAGGAUAAAUUAGUAUGCAUGAAAGAUGUUACUGUAAAGAGUUUAGAAGAGUACAUAAACAGAUUUCUGGUGAGUAUCUUUGUAGAAUGUUUACUCUGUGGUAAUCUUUUACAAGAUGAUGUCAACACAAUCAUAACAAUUAUUGAAGAGAAGCUGUUAACAAAUGCACAUCCAUUGCUUCCUUUACAGCACAUUGCUCCAAGAAUUUAUCGUUUAAAUAAAGGUAUAUAUUAUUUAUUUGAGAAGCGUAGCAAGCUACAUAUUACUUCUUGUAUUUAUACACUUGUACAAGUUGGAGUUCAAGAAACAAAAGUGAAUGUUCUUUGUGAAAUUAUUACUUCUAUGAUGGAAGAACCGUUUUAUAAUCAACUCAGAACAAAAGAACAGCUAGGUUACAUUGUGCAAUGUGGAAUUAGCUGUUCAAAUUCUACAACGGGAGUUUAUUUAUUGGUACAAUCAGAUAAGCAACCAUCAUAUGUUGAAAAAAGAAUUGAGAUUUUUCUGCUUGAUUUUGAGGAAAUGAUUUUGAAUAUGGAUGCCUUGGUGUUUUCAGAUUAUGUUCAAUCAUUAAUUGAAAACAAACUUGAGAAGCCAAAGCGUUUGGAUCAAGAAGCUUUGCAAUAUUUAUUAGAGAUUAAGACACAGCAGUAUCACUUUAAACGAGAUGAGGUAGAGACUAAGGCCUUGCAAAGUAUAUCAAAGGAAGAUGUUUUAUUUUUUUAUAAGAAAUACAUAUGUCCAAAUUCCAAUGUUCGAAAAUCUUUAACAGUUGCGAUACUUGGAAAAGAUUCACAAAGCCUUUUAGAGGACACUAAAAAGAAAGACUGGGUGCUUAUCGAUGACGUAUUGCAUUUCAAGUCAGGACUAGGCCUAUAUCCUUUAGUACUUCCUUAUGGCAAUGAAAUUAAAUUGUUAGGGACAUCAGUGAAAUCAUAGUUAUAACUUUUAUUUGUAUAUAUAUAAAUUUUUUAGAAAAAAUUGUUAUUAA